AUGCCGAAUGGUACAUAUGAUAAUAAAAUUUUAUUUGCGUACUAUUUCAUAUUACAAAAGUGUCAACACUAUUUGAUUGAUCAUAUGGAUGCUGAAUUCCUCGCCACUUCCAUAGAUUCCAUAUGGUCCGGAACAAAAUUUAAUAGUAAAGCAUUUAUCGGAUUUGCUACAUCUCAAAAUUGGAUUUCUGUACACGAUCGAUACAUCGUAACCGCCAUGAAAGCUGCCAAUGAAGAUGAAUUUUCAAUGGUACGAAAAAUGAAAGAACAAUUUUCAAAAAAGGUUAAUAAAUUUAUAAAUCGAGCCAAGAAAGCAGAUUCAUAUUCUCAAAAAUCCGAGGAAACCUUUGAUACCGAAUUAAAUUCAAUCAUUAAAAGAUAUAAAGAUGAAGAAACAACGCGUCUCACCAGUUAUGAGGUAGAUAAAAAGAAUGAGGAUUUAAGAAUUUCUAGAAAAUGGAUAUCCAAAUUUCAUGAGUUAACUCAAGAACGAGGAGUUUGGUCAUUAGGACGUCAUACUGAUGUUCAUUGGAGAUUAGAUCGAAGGGAAAAUUAUUUAAGGAUGCGACGAAAAUUGGCAAUUAAUUAUGAUUAUGAUCCACAUAAGGAUGCUAGCGCUAAGCGAGAUAAGACUCCGAUUGCUGAUUCUGCCUCUAAAUCAAAGCAUGUUAGUAUUUCUCGAAUAAAAAAAGCCGCCAUACCAGAAACAGGUCGAAAUGUUGGACCUAUAUUAAAUGCCGUAGAACCCUGGACAGAUUGUUGGGGAUUCGCGGGAUCUUCACUAGUUUCAGAAUGCGAAAGUUUGGAGUCAGAUGAUCAAGAAUGGAAUAUUGUUAAUGGAGAUGAAGUGGUAGAAACAGUUGACCUUUCAACUGAUUCACAUUUAUUUACGGUAGAAUGUGAAUUGAUAGUUCUUUUAUCAGUUAUCAAAGGUCGACUUGAGUUGACAUCGAAUCAUUUAUCUUUUCUGGUAGAUCGAAGAAAUUUAUUACAAGAACUUAAUAAUAUAGAACAAGGAUCAAUGGUAAUUGAUAGUGAAAUGUUACGAGAUAAAAAAUGGUCAAUUUUAGAAAUUCGAGAAAUUCAUAUGAGAAAAUAUUUAUUGAAACGAAGUGCAUUUGAACUAUUUUUAACGGAUUCAACAAAUUAUUUCUUUAAUUUUCCGGAUCCCAAAGAUCGAACGAGACUUUUUAAUAAAAUUACGACAUUAAAGCCAGCAUCAAUGUUAAAUCAAGAUACUCGAUCACCUAUUAAAAUAUUUGAACGAUCAAAUAUGACAGAACGAUGGAAAAGACAUGAAAUAUCGAAUUUUGAAUAUCUUAUGCACUUAAAUAGUAUGGCGGGAAGAUCAUUUAAUGAUUUAACACAAUAUUUUGUAUUUCCAUGGAUUUUAAGUGAUUAUGAAUCAGAAAAAUUAGAUUUAACUGAUCCCAAAAUAUAUCGAGAUUUAACAAAACCUAUUGGAGCAAUAAAUCCAGUAAGAUUAGAACAAUUUGUAGAAAGAUAUGAAAAUUUUGAUGAUCCAACAGGACGAAUAAAAAAAUUCCAUUACGGAACACAUUAUUCAAGUGCGGCGACGGUGGCAUGUUAUAUGAUUCGAAUGGAACCUUUUACGUCAGUACAUAUAUCAUUACAAGGAGGGAAAUUUGAUCAUGCGGAUCGACAAUUUCAUUCACUUCAUGAUACAUGGCUCUCAUGCCUUAAUGCUAGUGGAGAUGUAAGAGAAUUAAUUCCGGAAUUUUUUUAUCUUCCAGAAUUUUUGGUAAAUCAUAAUAAUUUUGAUAUUGGAGUUCGACAAGAUGGAGUACGAGUUAAUGAUGUAUUGUUACCUAAAUGGGCAAGAACUCCAGAAGAAUUUAUUCGAAUUCAUCGAGAAGCAUUAGAAUCAGAUUAUGUUUCAGCGAAUUUACAUCAUUGGAUAGAUCUUAUUUUUGGAUAUAAACAAAAAGGAGAAGCAGCAGUUAAAGCUCAUAAUGUAUUUUAUUAUUUAACAUAUGAAGGAGCAAUAAAUAUUGAUAGUAUAAAAGAUCCGGUAGAGAGAAAAAGUAUUGAACAACAAAUUUAUCAUUUUGGACAAACACCUACUCAAUUAGUGGCUGGACCUCAUGCUCAACGAUUAUUAAGUAAAGAUUUUCUUAAGAAAGAUCUUUUAAAUUCCAGUAGUAUUCAUCAAAGAUUUGUGGUAGAAUUAAAAUGUGAAACAUUACAAUUUGUGGAUUUACCAAAUCCUGAUAGUUUUGAAAGUUUUUCGUUAAUUGAUUCCCAAAAAAUUAUUGAUUCCCAAAAGAUUAUUAGUAUUGAUGAAAAUGGAAAAAUUGGAUGUCAUCAAGUAUUACAUAAAUCUAUGACUCGUGAUAUACCAUUCACUGUUGAAGUUGAUCCCGCACUUCAAUAUAAAAGUCAAUUUAGUACACCAUUUUGUUAUGAUGCAGUAAUUUCACCUCGAUGUUUUGCAUGUAGUAAAGAUGGUAAAGUAAUAUUGAGUGCCGGUCAUUGGGAUAAUACAUUUAAGGUAUCAAAUACCGAGACCGGAAGAACAGUUGGUUCGAUUUCUGGACAUCAAGAUAUUGUUACAGCAUUAGCAAUAAGUGAAGAUGGAAGAACCGUAGUAUCUGGAUCGAGAUGUUCUAAUUUAUUAUCAUGGAAAGUUGACCUCACACAUGAUAAUGAAUUUUUGAAGAUUGAACCUAUUCCAGUACAAGCAUUUUAUGAAGAACCUGGAGCAAGUGUUGAAUUUGUUUGCAUAACUAGUGACGCAAAUAUUGUUUUAUGCACAGAAUUAAAUGGAAAACAAUUUCUUCAUACUUAUAGUAUCAAUGGAAAAUUUUUGAAUUACAUAGAGAUAAAUGAAAAAUUGAAUCAUAUAAUUUCAUCUAAUGACAAGAAUUUAAUUAUUACAUCAAGCAAUAAAGGACGAAUAUACUUGUUACACGAUUAUGAAAUACCAUUAAUUGGUAGAAGUAUAAAAUUGAGUAGUAAUAAUCGUCAAUUAUGGAUUGGUGGUUGUGAUGGAAAACUUUUUAUAAUUUCAUAUAUAGAUGUUAAAAAUUAA
Diversispora eburnea is the source of this 3051-nucleotide messenger RNA. NCBI's taxonomy places the organism in Eukaryota, Fungi, Glomeromycota, Glomeromycetes, Diversisporales, Diversisporaceae. The record is from the annotation of a GenBank genome assembly.